Notolabrus celidotus (New Zealand spotty) is the source of this 3578-nucleotide messenger RNA. RefSeq names its product metal transporter CNNM4. Lineage: Eukaryota; Metazoa; Chordata; Actinopteri; Labriformes; Labridae. Gene Ontology annotation, cellular component: plasma membrane. Gene Ontology annotation, biological process: magnesium ion transport; magnesium ion homeostasis. The coding region runs from base 1 to 2871 and encodes 956 amino acids. The record is from RefSeq and is a predicted model, not a curated record. The transcript has 8 exons. Gene Ontology annotation, molecular function: sodium ion transmembrane transporter activity; magnesium ion transmembrane transporter activity.
AUGGCGACAGAAUGGAGCGGGCAGCAGGGUUAUAUUCUCACUCUGGUUCUCUGCCUGUGGAGCGCGCUCGGGGGGCGCACGGAGGCGGCGGCUGCGGCAGCAGCGGCAUCAGCGGCAUCAGCUGGGUCCGGCGGCGGCAGCAGCGGCAGCGGCAGCCAGGUGAUCGGCAUGCGGCUGGAGAGGAGCGACAAGCCGGCCAGCACCAAUGACGACGGUGUCAUCCAGGUGACUGAGGAGAGCUCCGUGCAGCUCCGGUUUUACGGGGUGCAGCUCCACUCGGGCACCUGGACGCAGAUCCGCUUCACGGAGAUCUCAGAGGGUGACCAGGGAGGGCAGGAGGAAGAGGAGGAGGAGGAAGGAGGGGAGGCGGUGGCUGCUGCGAGGGGAGGCAGCGGCAUGAUGGUGGAUGCCCCGGACAGGACUUGUGUUGACUUCACCAAGGACAUCAGCAUCGGGACCUUCAUGAACGUGAGCAACAGAGGCUCGUCCGGGCUGCUCACCGUGCGCGUGAAGCCGCUGCGUAAGAGCGAGCCGCAGAAGGAGUACGCGGUGUGCACGGUGCAGGCGGGCGGCAGCAGGUGGGUGCUGCUGGGGGACAGCGACGGCAGGGUGCUGGUGGUGGAGGAGAAGAAGUCUAUGCUGCCUCUGUGGCUGCAGCUCAUCCUCAUCUGCUGCCUGCUGGUCCUCUCUGGGAUGUUCAGUGGUCUGAACCUGGGCCUCAUGGCUCUGGACCCCAUGGAGCUGCGCAUCGUGCAGAGCUGCGGCACCGACAAGGAGAAGAAGGACGCGCGGAAGAUCGAGCCCAUCCGCAGCAAAGGGAACUACCUGCUGUGCUCUCUGCUGCUCGGGAACGUGCUCGUGAACACCACCCUCACCAUCCUCCUAGACGACCUGAUCGGAUCCGGUCUGGGGGCUGUGGUGGCCUCCACUAUAGGGAUUGUGAUCUUUGGGGAGAUAGUCCCUCAGGCGCUGUGCUCGCGUCAUGGUCUGGCUGUGGGAGCCAACACCAUCAUGGUCACCAAGUUCUUCAUGUUCCUCACCUUCCCGGUCUCGUUCCCGGUCAGUAAGCUCCUGGACGUCCUGCUGGGUCAGGAGAUCGGGACCGUCUACAACCGGGAGAAGCUGGUGGAGAUGCUGAAGGUGACGGAGCCCUACAACGACCUGGUCAAGGAGGAGCUCAACAUGAUCCAGGGCGCCUUGGAGCUCAGGACCAAGACUGUGGAGGACGUCAUGACCCCCAUAGGGAACUGCUUCAUGAUCCAGGCGGACGCGGUUCUGGACUUUAACACCAUGUCAGAGAUCAUGGAGAGCGGAUACACGCGCAUCCCGGUCUACGACGAGGAGAGGUCCAACAUCGUGGACAUCCUGUACGUGAAGGACCUGGCCUUCGUGGACCCGGAUGACUGCACCACCCUGAAGACCAUCACCAAGUUCUACAACCACCCGGUCCACUUUGUGUUCCAUGACACCAAACUGGACGCCAUGCUGGAGGAGUUCAAGAAAGGUAAAUCCCACCUGGCCAUCGUCCAGAAGGUGAACAACGAAGGGGAGGGAGAUCCGUUCUACGAGGUGCUGGGAUUGGUGACGCUGGAGGACGUCAUCGAGGAGAUAAUCAAGUCGGAGAUCCUGGAUGAGUCUGACCUCUACACCGACAACAGAAACAGGAAAAAGGUCGACCCCAACAAAAACAAGCCCGACUUCUCUGCGUUCAAGAACGACAGCGACAGCAAAGUGAAGAUCUCUCCUCAGCUCAUGCUGGCAGCUCAUCGUUUCCUGGCCACAGAGGUGAGUCUGUUCAGCCCGUUCCAGAUCACAGAGAAAGUCCUCCUAAGGAUCCUCCGACACCCCGACGUCAUCCAGGAGCUGAAGUUCAACGAGAGCGACAAACGCUCGCCAAUGCACUUCCUGUACCAGAAGGCCAAACCUGUCGACUACUUCAUCCUUAUUCUGCAGGGCCGAGUGGAGGUGGAAGCCGGAAAUGAAAACAUGAAGUUUGAGACCGGUCCGUUCUCGUACUACGGGGUCAUGGCUCUGAGCUCGCCAACAAUGGCCACCACCCCUCCUCUCUCCCCGUCAGUGGCGUCCCCCCCUCCACGACGCCUCUCUCUUAAGAGGUUUUCUCUGUUCUCUCGUUUCCCAGAGUUUCGUUCUCCGUCACACGGGGGCAACCUUAACCGCUCUGCAUCUCUGAGCUGCACUGAGCGCGCUCAAGACAGCGGCUCGGUGGGCGGGAGCAUCAACCAGAUCCCAGGGACUCCCUUCCAGUACAUACCGGACUUCUGUGUGCGGGCUCUCACAGACCUGCAGUUUGUCAAGAUCACUCGCGCUCAGUACCAGAACGGUCUCCUGGCGUCCCGGCUGGACAGCUCCCCUCAGACCCCAGACGGCAGCCACACUCGUCUGGACACGUCCAUCUCAUUGCCCCCCAUCACGCCACCGGGGACCCGCGUUCCACUGCCACUGGCCACGCCUCCUGUGAAGCGCCCGCCAUCCAACACUCAACUGCCGCCAACCAGCCGGUCUAUCACCCAGACCGCGCCCUCAUCUGGCCGCAGACCCAGCCAGUCUCUGCCCCAAGCCACGCCCCCUCCCAGCAACCACACCUCCAUCAUCCAAACCCCGGCGUCCGCCAUGAGCACAUCGACCUCCAUCCCCCACCCGACUCUGACCUCCUCCAGGUCCCAGCACUCCCAGCACUCCCAGCACUCCCAGCACUCCCCGCCCUCUGCUGGCUCGGAGGACGGGGCGGAGGAGACCACCACUCUGCUCAGUGAGCAGCAGAACUGCGUGGGCCCACGCCGGUCCAGCCACGGCCAGGCCCACCCCCAGGUCCACACCAUCAGUCACACACACACUGAGAGCACCAUCUAACUGGAGUGGGGGGGGAACCACCUGUGCACUCAGUAACGUAACACACACUUGCACUUCUUCUUGAUUCCUGUUUGCUCGUUGUCUCCUGAACUUCCUGUAGACGUCCGAGGAGCGGCACAUCUGUGUGUUUUAUAAACAGAGAUCCUCCUCCAGCCCCUCCUGCAUGCCGCUCUCCCUCUCUCCAACACUGACACAGAUCAAGAACAGAGACUACAAAGAUGGCGUAGGCACAGGGAACACGAGUGAGUGUGAUUAGAUGGGGUUGUGUUUGAGUGGAUGUGAGUUUUUAAAGGAGCAGUUCACACAAAAUACGAAAAGACGAGUUUCUUGUAGCGACCUGUGGAGGUGUCGACUUCAUCAGACUGUUUUAGGAUUAGAUAUUUGGAUUCUCUGUCUUCAAUGGGGAAAAAAUAACCUCUCUUUUUAAAGAAACACAGCUCAUUUCUAUAAAUAAGACAAAUACCUGCUGUAGUGGAAUCCCAAUGGUCCAAGGUGUCCCAGUAGAUUGUAUUUUUGGCUGUUGGACGAAUGAUUUUCUGUCCAUUGGGGUUUUAUUAAUGGACUUUUAGUGGUUUAUAAUAACAGCAUGGUGUUGCAAUAACAGAAACCUAGUGAUGAGCAGUCGCCACAUCAUGGAGAGUCGCUUCCUUCACACUUUCUAUGAUAAAUAUUAAAGUAGCAUUGUGUUAGCAUACACAAGUACGAGA